GAGCUCGUACAGCACCUCCUUGUUGUGCACGGUCAGGUGGUUCAUGUACUCUGGCGCGGAAGGAGAGGUCAGGCGCUCAGGGCUCGCCCGCUAGGUCCGGGCCGCGGCGUCCCCCACCCUAAGUCCCACCUCCGGCCGGGCAUGGGUACCCGGGCGGGCCUGCCUCGGCCUGGGCCCACUCACUGGUCCAGAAGCAGCUGUAGGUGCCCACCAAGCCCAUGACGACGCUGCUGGCCAGGGUCCAGGUGAGCGGCGGCACCGCGGGGAACGGCCACUUCACGUGCAGGGGCAUCCCCACCCGGCCCGCGGCCGGCGCUCCCAGCGCCCCGGGCCGGCCUGUGGGGCGCCUCUAGGUCUGCGACCUCGACCGUUCGAGACACUGGCCCCUGACUGGCCCGCGCACGGACAGACAGGAGGCGCGGCGCAACAAGGGACUGGACCGAGGUCCCUUCGCAGGGUCCAGCCAGAUCCAGGCUGGAGUGCAGUAGUGGGAUCACGGCUCACUGCAGCCUCGAUCUCCCAGACUCAAGCGAUUCUCCUGCCUCAGCCUCCCGAGUAGCUGGGACCACAGGCGCCCGCCAUCACACUCUGAUCCACCCGCCUCGGCCUCCCAAAGUGUUGGGAUUACAGCCAGUCUCGCUCUGUCACCAGACUGGAGUGCAGUGGCACAAUCUCGGCUCACUGCAACUGUAGCAGAACGAGUCGCAGACAAAACUCCUCAGACACCAGAUUAAAGAAGGAAGAGGUUUUUUAUUCGUCGGCGAGCGUCGGCAGACUCGUGUCUUAAGAGCCAAGCUCCCCGAAAAAGAAACUCCUAGCCCUUUUAAGGGCUUACAACUCUAAGGGGUCUACGUGAAAAAGUCAUAAUAGAUUAAAGCGCUUGCAUCAAACACCCCUAACUCAGAAGUGUGCAGCCACACUGGGACUCAGAACCCAAGAACAGGGACAGAAGACUCAUGCCCUUGGGGUGCCUGGUCUCGUGGCAUCAGGCAUGACUUCCAGCUCCUGCGCCUUCCCCAGCAACUGCUGACUGGGGACCCAGACUGGGAGCUGAGCGACAGGCCUGGCGAGCGAAGCUCGGGGUCUCACUCAGCCCUAUUCAGGCAGGAGCUGCUCUUCUGGGGUAUCGCGAUCCACUUAAGGAUGAGGCAGACUUGGUGACAAGCUGGUCUGAACAGCGCUCCCAGAGCCAGAACUGAGCCCAGUGAAAGCGCACCCUGGGGCAGCCUGGAUUCCUGGGGGGUCCCCGGCAGCCACACGCAGCCAUGCACUACCCAACUGCACUCCUCUUCCUCAUCCUGGCCAGUAGGGCCCAGGCCUUUCGCAUCUGCGCCUUCAAUGCCCAGCGGCUGACGCUGGCCAAAGUGGCCAGGGAGCAGGUGAUGGACACCUUAGUUCGGAUACUGGCUCGCUGUGACAUCAUGGUGCUGCAGGAGGUGGUGGACUCUUCUGGCAGCGCCAUCCCCCUCCUGCUUCGAGAACUCAAUCGAUUUGAUGGCUCUGGGCCCUACAGCACCCUGAGCAGCCCCCAGCUGGGGCGCAGCACCUACAUGGAGACGUACGUGUACUUCUAUCGGUCACACAAAACACAGGUCCUGAGUUCCUACGUGUACGACGACGAGGAUGAUGUCUUUGCCCGGGAGCCAUUUGUGGCCCAGUUCUCUUUGCCCAGCAAUGUCCUUCCCAGCCUGGUGUUGGUCCCGCUGCACACCACUCCUAAGGCCGUAGAGAAGGAGCUGAACGCCCUCUACGAUGUCUUUCUGGAGGUCUCCCAGCACUGGCAGAGCAAGGAUGUGAUCCUGCUCGGGGACUUCAAUGCUGACUGCGCUUCACUGACCAAAAAGCGCCUGGACAAGCUGGAGCUGCGGACUGAGCCAGGCUUCCACUGGGUGAUUGCCGACGGGGAGGACACCACAGUGCGGGCCAGCACCCACUGCACCUAUGACCGCAUUGUGCUGCACGGGGAGCGCUGCCGGAGUCUGCUGCACACUGCGGCUGCCUUUGACUUCCCCACGAGCUUCCAGCUCACCGAGGAGGAGGCCCUCAACAUCAGUGACCACUACCCCGUGGAGGUGGAGCUGAAGCUGAGCCAAGCGCACAGCGUCCAGCCUCUCAGCCUCACUGUUCUGUUGCUGCUGUCACUCCUGUCCCCUCAGCUGUGCCCUGCCGCCUGAGCGUCCCCCUACCCCCCCAGGGCCUGCUGCCUUUUGGGACUUAAACGCCAGCCUCCCCUGUCCAUCCAGCCCUGGGGCUGGGGAGCUUCAACUACAGUUGCCCUGUGACUGCAGUCCACCCCCACCUGCCUUUUGUUUGAUUUGGCUUGUUCUUUGGUUGGGCUUGUGCCUAGAUUAGGAGAGGAAGCCAGGGGCCCCCAAGGCUGGACUCAUGCCACCUGCCAGGUAGUGUACUAUCAGGAGUGGAGACAGAGUGGGCUCUGGGUUGGGGUAGGGGAAGGGAGGGCUCAGAAAGAGAAAUCAAGAUGUAUGACAAGAAAGAAAGUUACUGAGAACAAAAACCCAGAUUGGUGAGAUACAACACUUGUGCAGCAGAUAUGCCAAUGGGCCAUCUUUAUCGUGGAUUGGUAAGAAUCACCAGGAAACCAUUAAGCCCUGAUAGCUACAAGGAGGGUGGUUAAUCUGCUGCGUCAAACUCCUUCCCUGAAACCAGCAAACACCGGGAAACAUUUUGGCUCAUUGUAAUCCGGUGAACAAUGCAGUCAGGCCUGUUAUAACCACUGAGCAGCCACGCUCGCACCUCCUGGGUGCUGUCGUCUGUUGGCACAGGCUUCUGCAUGCCUGGGAAAGUCCAGCCAAGGCUGGUCAAGGUAACAUCUCCACGCAGAAAAUCUGCACCAGUUAUGUAACCUAAAAAGCUGUGUGAACCCAGGUGCCCCGGUAAAGGGGCUGCAGGACACAGCAAAAUGCCAGCAGCGUGCCGGACCCCUCCCUUCCAUCCUCCUCUCCAAAGAAAAGAGGUCAGGAAAAACACUGGCUGGGACGCUAGAAGGAUCAUGUGUUAACUAUAAUCACAUUUAUGGUUUGGAACCAUCACCCCAAAGUAGAAAAAAAAAGGUAUUCCCAGGUAUGUUUGGCAAAAGAAAAUAAAGAUAAUUAAAAACCUAAGAAA
Molecule: messenger RNA, 3126 nt
Organism: Pongo pygmaeus (Bornean orangutan)
Lineage: Eukaryota; Metazoa; Chordata; Mammalia; Primates; Hominidae
Gene: DNASE1L1
Product: deoxyribonuclease 1 like 1
Exons: 12
Coding region: 1266-2174 (302 amino acids)
Biological process (GO): DNA catabolic process
Cellular component (GO): nucleus
Molecular function (GO): deoxyribonuclease I activity; DNA binding
Source: RefSeq, a predicted model, not a curated record